Messenger RNA from Dendrobium catenatum, 2663 nucleotides. RefSeq names its product phospholipase A-2-activating protein. The transcript is spliced from 23 exons. Gene Ontology annotation, biological process: proteasome-mediated ubiquitin-dependent protein catabolic process; ubiquitin recycling. Gene Ontology annotation, molecular function: ubiquitin binding. Gene Ontology annotation, cellular component: cytoplasm; nucleus. The record is from RefSeq and is a predicted model, not a curated record. The coding region runs from base 125 to 2407 and encodes 760 amino acids. NCBI's taxonomy places the organism in Eukaryota, Viridiplantae, Streptophyta, Magnoliopsida, Asparagales, Orchidaceae.
AAAAAUUUCUCCGUCGACGAUCAAACAGCGCCAAAAGUCCCGUUUCAGUAGCUGACACAAACUUCUUCCAUCCGAGAUUUUCCGUAAAACCAAACCCGAAAGGGAAAUCUCUUCUGUAUUGUCAAUGGCGUUGGAAGCUCGCGAGUACAGCCUAAGCUGCGAACUCCGAGCACACGAAGACGACGUUCGAGGAAUUUGUAUUUGCGAUGGCUUCGGAAUUGCCACUUCGUCGAGGGACAGGACGGUGAGGUACUGGACUCCGGACCCCGAGAAGAAGCACAGUUAUGUGCUGUGUAAGACUCUCGUUGGGCAUUCGAGCUUCGUUGGACGGCUUGCAUGGAUCCGUCCUUGUGAGCGAUUUCCAGAUGGUGGGAUCGUGUCCGGUGGGAUGGACGCACUUGUUUUGCUUUGGGAUUUGAGGACGGGCGUGGCCGUGGAAACGAUGAAGGGGCAUGGGUUGCAGGUUACGGGGGUUGUAGUUGAUGAUAAUGGGGAUAUCAUUUCAACUUCCAUUGACUGCACGAUUCGGCGGUGGAGGAAAGGUUGUGAAGUUGAACUCUGGGAAUCUCAUAAGGUGGCCAUUCAAGCGAUAGUAAGGCUAUCCUCUGGUGAUCUUGUCACUGGUUCUAGUGAUUCAACCAUUAAGCUUUGGAAAGGACAAAACUGUCAACAUACGUUUGUGGGCCACACAGAUACAGUGCGAGAUUUAGCUAUUAUACCAGAUUUGGGGAUCCUUUCUGCUUCACAUGAUUCCUCUGUGAGGCUCUGGGCUUUAACUGGCGAAGUUUUGAUGGAGAUGAUGGGCCAUUCAUCUCUGGUGUACUGCGUGGAUGCACAUCCAUCUGGGCUUGUUGCAAGUGGGAGUGAAGACUGCUCCCUCAAGAUUUGGAAAGACGGGGCAUGCGUUCAGAGCAUUGAACACCCUGGGUGUGUUUGGGAUGCCAAGUUCCUGGAAAAUGGAGAUGUUGUGACUGCUUGUUCUGAUGGAGUUGUAAGAAUUUGGACAUUACAUGGUGAUCGUAUUGCUAAUCCCUUGGAGCUCGAAGCAUAUGCACUGGAACUAUCUCACUACAAAAGCAGCAGGAAGAAAGUUGGUGGCUUGAAGUUGUCAGAUCUUCCAGGUUUGGAGGCUUUGAAGAUUCCAGGCAUGACUAAUGGGCAGACUAAAGUUAUUAGAGAUGGGGAUAAUGGUGUUGCUUACUCGUGGAAUGCAGAGGAGUAUAAAUGGGAUAAGAUUGGUGAAGUUGUUGAUGGACCAGGAGAUGAAAACAAUAGACCGAUACUUGGUGGCAUUCAAUAUGAUUAUGUUUUUGACGUUGAUAUUGGUGAUGGCGAACCUGUUCGUAAAUUGCCAUACAAUCGAGGAGAUAACCCUUACGAAGUUGCUGAUAAGUGGCUUCUGAACGAAAAUCUACCCCUUUCUUACCGCCAACAGAUUGUAGAAUUUAUACUCCAAAAUACUGGGCAGAGGGACUUUUCACUUGAUACAUCAUUUCGUGAUCCUUACACUGGCUCUAGUGCUUAUAUUCCUGGAGAAACUUCCUCUUCUAUAGGUACCAUGGCAAAACCUACUUACAAGCAUAUUCCAAAGAAAGGAAUGCUUCUCUUUGAGACUGCACAGUUUGAUGGUAUUCUGAAGAAAAUUACAGCAUUUAAUCUGGCGCUUUCAGCUGAAAUGGAGCAUAACACAUUGUCGUUGUCAGAUCCUGAGUUAUCAAGGUUAUCAGCAAUUGUAAAUAUAUUAAAAGACACGGCACAUUACCAUAGCAGUACAUUUGCUGAUGUUGACUUUAUUAUAUUGUUUAAGGUCCUAAAAUCAUGGCCAGUUUCUGUAAUUUUUCCAGUAAUAGAUAUUUUAAGAAUGCUAAUCAUACAUCCUGAUGGGGCCAGUAGGCUUCUCAAGCACAUUGAACAAGGAAAUGAUGUAUUCUUGGAGAUAUUAAAGAGAACGACAGCAGACCCAACACAUGCAGGAAAUCUUUUAACUCUCAUACGCGCCAUCACUAACCUCUUUAAACACUUAUUUUUCUCUCAAUGGCUACAUCUUCAUUGCAGUGAGAUUCUUGAUACAUUGUCAAACUGUAGACCAUCAUUUAACAAGAAUGUGCAUUUCGCUUACUCGACUUUGGUACUCAACUAUUCUGUGCUAUUAAUUGGAAUGAAAGAUGCCAAAGGCCAAGGUCAAAUUCUAUCGGCUGCCCUUGAGAUUGCAGAGGAUCAGAGUCUUGACGUUGAUUCAAAAUUUCGAGCGCUAGUUGCAAUUGGAUCACUUAUGCUAGAAGGUGUUGUGAAAUCAAUUGCGCUUGCCUUUGAUGUUCAAAGUAUAGCUAAAGAAGCAAAAUCCUCCAAGGACGCAAAGAUUGCUGAGGUGGGAGCCGACAUUGAAAACUUGCUUGCAUCAACCUAACCAUCAUUAUACUGGUGUUCCUCUUCUGCUGUUUUUCCCCUGCACAGUGGACUGAUCUGCGUGAGUAGCAUCAAAACUGAUUGUUGGAAAUAUUGAUUUUUAACACCUGAUUAACUGUCUUAUUUUUAACAUUAUGCUUAAAUUUAAUUUACUGCAGAGUUAUAACUUAUGUUGCAGGAUGAAAUCAGCAUGUUUAUUUUAUUGGUUUACUUAACAUUAUAGUUCUUUCAUGCUGAAGUAGUUUUACACAUUUUAA